Durusdinium trenchii is the source of this 1053-nucleotide messenger RNA. Lineage: Eukaryota; Dinophyceae; Suessiales; Symbiodiniaceae. The record is from the annotation of a GenBank genome assembly.
AUGUCGAUUGUUCCUCAUGAGCCUACGGGCUUUUCCAAGUCGAACCUGUAUGAUGGGAUGAGGUCGGUGUUGGUGCCAGUGGGGCCAAGUGAAGAGGAGGUGACCAUGGACCCCGAGAAGGGCCCGAUGGUGAUGCAGUUGGAUGGGACCAUGACGCACCUUCAGAAGGUUCGCGGCACUGCUGGUGCGGGGCAGGUGUGGGAAAAGCUUUGGCCACAGAUGACGGCCACAGAGCAAACCUGUGCACUAUGCCCUAUCGCCAGCACGCACGGCAGCCGUGGCAUGGUGCGGAUCGAUGCGUAUCGUCCCAAUAGGUGCGCCUGCGACGACAAGGCGCGCCAGGUGCGUAGCCGGGUGGCGACCGUGCUGACUCAUCACGUGGACACAGAGGUGGCGACGCCGCAUGCCAAGCUCUACCGAGAGCUGGCGGAAAAGGAGCUGGAGCUUAAGGACCUUGAGAAGCAGCAUGAGGCGCUGGUGGAACUUCAGCGGCAGCUGCCACUGAUGCGGAACCGCUUGCAGGGCUUUCAAAAAGCGCGAGCCUCGAGGGAGGAGGCCGUGCGAAGUCUCAUCGAGGAACGACAGGCGGAGCUGCUGGAGGUCAACCACGAGAUCCAAGUGUUGGAGGCAAUUGCAGAGGCCUCUGAGCGAAUCUAUCCAGAUCUGAAGACCGCACAGCCUUUGGGGGAGUCCUUGCAUUUGGCGGUGGAGGACAUGAAGAACUUGCACUCCUCCAAGCCAAAGGGUUUGUCCAUGAGACAACCAGCUUCUUGGCCAUCGACCUUCAUCCUUGCCGAUCUGAUGCUGGCGUGUUCCGAGAUUUCUGCGACCGACGCCUUCAUUUCUUCGACUCCUUUUCAGGGAGUGGAUCGGAUGCGAUUAGAUGCCCCUGGGAGAGACAACGAGUUCCUUGGCGCAGCGGCACAGACGGGCACAGAAGCCCUCAAGUCGAGGUCCCUGAAGCGAUCGCAGCUGGGACGCACGAAGACAGCGAUCGCAGCGGGCAGGUUCGGUAUUCUGGGGCUCUCAAUUGAGAAGCAUCGUCAGGAAUAA